UGGCGUCAUACCGCAACGAUCGUCCCUCUCGUGCUGUAGAUCCAACGGCUGCUGUUUCAUCGCCUUGUUCCAUUCGUCAGAUCAUGGCAAAGCUGCAGUUUCGUGAUCGCCGCAUUCAUCUGCUGCCCCGCACCAUCCUUAAGGAUGGCGCCUGCAUCCACCGACACGGCUCAACACGGGGCAUCCUUCUCACCAAGUUGGAUCUCAAGAGGGUCGUGGUCAAGACGGAGCUCCUGCCCUUCCCUGCGCCCAUCUGCUGGUCGGUCAGACGGCAAACUGAUUGAGGAAAGGAGGCAGAAUCAUCAUGCCCGCCUUGUCUGUCUGUGUGUCUGUGCCUGCUCGUGUGUGUGGCGUGUGCAGGUCAGCUGUGGCUGCCAUUGAGACCUACGACCAAUGGCUGCCAUUCUGUUCGUCGUCCAGGAUUGUGGGCAAGCGGCCGAGCGACGCCGAGAAGUUCGACUGUGUCAUAGACAUCUCCUUUACGGAGCUGGGUCUGCCCUUCAAGGAGAGCGUCAAACACCAAGUCACUGUCAAGGUGAGUGCGUGUGGGAUCCACACGCACACACACACAUACCAUGGCGUGUCCUUACUGCGGCUGUCAACUGUGUCUGGAUGCGUGUGGCUGCAUCAAUGCAUGCAGCCGUAUUCGAGCGUGAUAGCUACCGCCAACGAGACGGCCGUGAAUGCCUCCUUCCUCGAAUACGAUUGGAGUUUCCGGCCCGUCAAGCUGACGCCCAAGCUGGCCCGCCUCUCCCACCUGGCCUCCCCCGCUUCGCACCCCAGCAGCAGUGAGCAGAGCGGGACGGAGGUGACGCUCAAGUCGGUAGUGGUCUUCCGCAGUAUGCUGCACGUGCCCAUCUGGGAUGGUGUUGGGAACUAUGUGGUAGAGGCGAUGCUGCUGGCAUUCCGGGAGCGCAUGGAGCUGCUGACGCGGCACAACAACAGUGAGAAUCGGAAGAGAGAGAGGGAGAGGGGGGAGGGCAGCCAGGGGGGAACAACACGGAAAGAGGGGGAGGGCAGCCAGAGGUCAGCAGGGGAGACGUCGGCAUCGCCGUCGCCUGCAGGAAGGGAAGGGGGCAGCUAGCUUCUCUACUCAGGACAGGUAGGUUGCAUGCUGGAAGUGCAAGCACAUGUCAAGACUACCAGCGGGAGGAGAAGACCUUGGAAGAUGCGCUGGCCUUAGUACUGCUCGCGCACUUUCGUCUUCAUCUUCAGCUCGAAGUAUGGACACUUGCCACUCCUCUGGAUGGAUGGAUGAUGGAUACAGCUGAGAUGCAGGUCCAUGGCUGUGGCUGCUGCCCAUGUAUCAGGACAGGCCAUUGGUAGCAAUUGCAUCUGUUUCUCCGUGUACCUACCUGUACUUUUUCGUGGGGGCUGCGUGCGGUGGUGUGUGUAUCAUGACUGACACCUGUGUAUAUGUAGUGCAAGGACAUUUCGGUUCCCUGGAUGGAGGACGGAUCCAAGGCCAACUUUCAG
This is a messenger RNA of Vitrella brassicaformis, 1476 nucleotides long. The record is from the annotation of a GenBank genome assembly. Lineage: Eukaryota; Vitrellaceae.